Molecule: messenger RNA, 558 nt
Organism: Uloborus diversus
Lineage: Eukaryota; Metazoa; Arthropoda; Arachnida; Araneae; Uloboridae
Product: speckle-type POZ protein-like
Exons: 1
Coding region: 1-558 (185 amino acids)
Biological process (GO): regulation of proteolysis; proteasome-mediated ubiquitin-dependent protein catabolic process
Cellular component (GO): cytoplasm; nucleus
Molecular function (GO): ubiquitin protein ligase binding
Source: RefSeq, a predicted model, not a curated record
AUGUUCAACUUGUCGUCAGACUUGGAGCAACUGCGCGUAUCAGAAAGGCUAUCCGACUUCAAGCUAAAAGUUGGAGAUAAAGAAUUCCCAGUUCACAAGGCCAUUCUGGCUGCACGAUCUAUAGUGUUUGCCGCCAUGUUUGAAAGUAACAUGACGGAAAAUAGGCAGAAUGAAGUCAAAGUUACAGACAUCGAAGCUACCAUCAUCAGCGACCUCUUGCAGUACAUGUACACCGGGCGCAUUCCACCAAUGUCUUGUGAAAAGGCUAUUAGUCUGUAUUCUGCGUCUGAUAAAUACAGUUUAGAAGAGCUAAAAGGAAAAUGCGUGGAAUUCAUGAUAGCGAACUUGUCGGUGAGCAAUGUCUGUGUCGUUUCUACUUUGGCAGACUAUCAUAUGGAUGAUAAACUAAAGGCUGCUAUAAAUGUUUUUAUGCGUCAGCAUGCGUCUGAAGUCGUUCAAUCCAAACAGUGGAAGAUGUUUGUAAGAAGUAAACCGCAUUUGGCAACGGAGAUUCUUGAAUCAGUUGUAGUGGAUGACUGUUGGGAAGCAUUGUUGUAG